AUGAGCAACGUUGGCGAACAAGUCUCGAAAGCUGCUGAGAGCGCUAGAGAAACCGUGGCGAAGGUCGGUGAACAGGUAUCCGACUUCUUCCAAGGAAAUCCGUUUUCAACACCAGUUGGUCGAAAAAUUGAGCUUGCCACCGAUGCUAAUAUUUUGGCUACCGAGAAUUGGGGUCUCAACAUGGAGAUUUGUGACUUUAUCAAUGGAACUGAAGAAGGACCACGCGACGCCAUUCGUGCAUUGAAGAAACGUCUUCAUUCAUCGAUGAACCGAAAUAAUGCGGUAGUUAUGUACACCCUAACGGUUCUUGAAACCGCCGUCAAGAAUUGCGACUCGCGAUUCCAUGUCCUUGUUUGCAACAAGGAUUUUAUUUUGGAUUUGGUGAAAUUGAUCGGCCCCAAAUUUGACGCGCCGCAAAUUAUCCAGGAGCGUGUCUUAAGCUUGAUUCAAGCUUGGGCUGACGCUUUUCGCAACGAUCCCAAUCUUUCCGGAGUCGUUCAAGUCUAUAAUGAUUUGAAGUCCAAGGGAGUUGAGUUUCCAGCUGCUGAUCUUGAUUCAAUGGCUCCGAUCAAAACACCAAAGCGUACGUACGAUGUUCUAACCAUUCGCGAACAUGGCCAGGAACCAAUUGUAGCUAAUGAGGAGCAACUCGCGAAACUUCGUGCUGACUUGGACGUUGUAAACACCAACAUCAAAGUUUUCCGCGAGACAUUGAACGACUUGGUCCCGGGAAAAGAGACAACCGAUGAAUUACAACUUCUUGCCGAUCUCUAUGAAACAUGCAAAAAGAUGCAGGAACGUGUUCUCAUUCUGAUCCGAUAUGUGAGCAAUGAAGAAGUCACAUUCGAGCUCUUAACUGUGAAUGACACUUUCAACAGCCUUUUCGAAAAAUAUCAAAGACUUCUCACCACGAAAAAAGAUGGAGGCGAGGCAAGAGACCUCAUCGAUAUGAGCGAUGGAAAAACGUUAGAGCAGCAGCUCAACUCAAUGAAAGUCACGACUGCGGGAGCAUCUUCAUCGGAAGAAGCGUAUAAGGCGAAUGCGGAGCCGCAAACCGGCGUUGGGCUCGCUACUGCUGUGAGCAGUAAGAUUCCGUCGGAUGCUGAGGCGGCAGAGAUGGAGCAAUGGCUCAAAAGUCAAGGGGAAGAAGUGAAGAAGCCACCAACUGAUCCGGAGAACGACAAACUCUAA
Messenger RNA from Caenorhabditis bovis, 1191 nucleotides. NCBI's taxonomy places the organism in Eukaryota, Metazoa, Nematoda, Chromadorea, Rhabditida, Rhabditidae. The record is from the annotation of a GenBank genome assembly.